AUGGACUCUGAAACUCAGCGAACAAUAGCGCUUCUUGAAGCUCGAAGUGAAUACAGGGAAGUGAAUGAUGAGGAUGCUGAAUUUGAUAUAGAUGAGGAGCUGUCAGAAACAGAAGCUGAGGUUCAAACAGAAGCAGAGGUUCAAACAGAAACACAAGCAACUGCAACGACACAAGCAACACCAUCAGCACAAGCACUGAAACCUCAACGUAAGCGUCGAAAAACCUCAACUGUUUGGAAAGAUUUUGUAUUAGUGGGGAUAGAAGAGGAUGGAAAAGAAAGGGCUAAGUGCAUUCACUGUGGUUCAAAAUUAGUCUAUAAUAGUAAGACUCAUGGUACAAAUCAGUUGAAGCGACACUUAGAGGGUUGUCCUAAGAAGGUAGAUAAGCAUGUGUAUGAUCAUAUGGUAGAUCGUGAGAUGGUUACUGAAGCUAUCAUCUACCAUGAUUUACCAUUUCGAUAUGUGGAAUACGAGAAGACUGCUGCCCUUGAUGUCUAUAGGAGAUAUGAAAUAGAGAAAGAGAAGUUGAAGGGGCUAUUGAACUGCAAGAUCUUAGAAUUUUGUGAGAUGAAGUCUCCACAUACAUGUGAUCUGAUUGCUACUAAGAUCUUCGAGUCUUUGAAGGAAUGGGGUAUAGAGAAGAAGAUUUUCUCCAUUACUCUAGACAAUGCCACAAACAACAAUACUAUGUUGAGAAUUCUCAAGGGAAAGCUUCAGAUGACAAGUGGAAGCGAUGGAGGUCUGUUGUCUGAUGGUAAGCACCUACAUGUGAAAGCAUGGCCACAAAGGAAAGAAGCUUUUGCAGCAUGUGUAGAGAGAGUAGGAAUUAGAGGUGGAGCUGGAUUGUCACUUGAUGUUCCCACUCGCUGGAACUCUACAUACGAGAUGCUGGUUAGAGCUUUCAAGUUUAAGGAGGCAUUUGCUAGCAUGGAGUCUUAUGAUCAGAACUACAAGACCAAUUCUUCAGUGCCUGAGUGGAACCGUGGAGCAAAGAUCUGUGAAUUGUUGAUGCCAUUCAGUGUCAUAACAACCGACUUUUCAGCUCUAGAUCCAAGAAUAAAGAUUGAUAUGCUGAAAGCUGCUUAUAAAGAAGUGGAUCCGAUUACUGCAAGCGUGAAGACUGAAAAACUCAAGGAAAGUUUGAGUGAUCUCUAUAAAGAAUAUCAGAAACUGUCUCAAACAAGUUCUUAA
Brassica oleracea var. oleracea is the source of this 1191-nucleotide messenger RNA. Its product is annotated as zinc finger BED domain-containing protein RICESLEEPER 1-like. The coding region runs from base 1 to 1191 and encodes 396 amino acids. Gene Ontology annotation, molecular function: DNA binding. The transcript is spliced from 5 exons. Lineage: Eukaryota; Viridiplantae; Streptophyta; Magnoliopsida; Brassicales; Brassicaceae. The record is from RefSeq and is a predicted model, not a curated record.